AUGAAAGAAAUUAUUUAAUGUAAAAAUACUGUAUUAAGUAGUAUAUUCAUUAGAGGGGGAGGAUUAUAUGAUAAAAGAGGUAAUGACAUAAAGAUUGGAAAGUGGAUAGAAUUAAAUAAUAAGUUUAAUUAUUCAAACUAGCUUUUUUACAAAGGGGAAUAUGAUCAUGUAAAAAAGUAGGUAGAUGGGAUGAUAUUUGUUUAAUAAAGAAGGGGGUUAAUUUUUGGGUUAAAUCAUAAAUUAAUAUUUUCAAUAUUUUAAACAUAUUAAAAUUUAUUAGUGGAGGUGGAUCAUAUGAUAAAGUUGGAAAUGGGAUUAAAUAGGGUACUUGGGUAGAAAAUUAUUAAGAAUUCAAUGAUUCUUCUUAAGUUAUGUAUAAUGGAGAUUAUUAAAAUGGUAAGAAAAUUGGAAUUUUGUUGCUAAUAGAUUUAAAUGAAAAUAAAAAAUUUAGAGAAAUUAAAUAUUAUAUAAUAUAAUAAAAACUGA
Paramecium primaurelia is the source of this 486-nucleotide messenger RNA. The record is from the annotation of a GenBank genome assembly. NCBI's taxonomy places the organism in Eukaryota, Ciliophora, Oligohymenophorea, Peniculida, Parameciidae.